Theileria annulata is the source of this 1980-nucleotide messenger RNA. RefSeq lists its product as uncharacterized. The transcript has 4 exons. The record is from RefSeq and is a predicted model, not a curated record. NCBI's taxonomy places the organism in Eukaryota, Apicomplexa, Aconoidasida, Piroplasmida, Theileriidae. Bases 1 to 1980 code for a protein of 659 amino acids.
AUGGAGAAGGAGUAUGACGAGAAGAAGUAUAUAGAGCUCGAUUUGGAUAAAUUUUUCAGAGAAAACGACGAGUUCAACAUGCUAAAAACGCUCCAAGAAAUGUACGUCUCCUCAUACAAGCUGGAGCUCGAAAUCAAGCCUAUGGUCACCAACGAAAUCGACUCAGUCCUCCUGUGUGUUGACACAAUUCUUAAAAUGUGCAAUCUCAUCAAAGAUUCCAAAAAUAAUAUUAAUCUUAUAGUUAAUAUGUUAAAUAAUUUCAAUUAUGAUGAAACCUUCAAGGAGUCGCUGGAUAAAUAUAACAAUUUCAAUGCAAAGGACAAUAAUUCAUACGAAAAUACUAUAAAUAAUAUAAACAAUUGGAUGAAUGAGUAUCAUAAUUUAAAAUUAGAAUCUAGUGACUUGGUUCUCAAUAAGGGAAUGAUAAAUAUAAAUUCUAAUGUAAAUAGUGUAAUCGUGGAUCAUUUACAUUCUUUGUCAAUGAAAAACUAUAAAUUUCUGAAGGAUAAUGAGCUUCUAAAGUCAUAUGAAUUGCUUUUAGUCAAGAUACCUUUUUUAACAAAAUUAGUUACCAAUUUUGACAACGGAGAAUCAAAUAAUUUAAACAAAAGUGUUUCAAAAUAUAAAGAAAUAAUUGAGGAUUCAAUUACUUUGUGUGAAUUUUAUAAAAAAAAGCUAAAAUCACACUGUUUCAGUAAUUUGAGAAGUAAUUCAGUGGGAACAGUGAUGCACUCGGUGAGUGUGUUGUUAUUGCUUGAUGGCAAAGGCUUGGAAAAUUUAAGGUGUAUAAUGAAUAAGAGGUUGGAGCUCUUUAAAAUCACAACUAACUCAUUGAGUAUUGGGUUGGAAUCCUCUCUAAUUUUACUCUUCUCACACAUUCUUCUCAAUCACAUCGUAUUCCACGUCUUAAACUCAUUUAAUAAAGAUUUGAAAGUGGACGAUUUUACCAAAAUGUAUGAAAUUAUGUUACUGGACCAUUUCGCAGGACAUGAGUUAACUGGACUUUUACACCUUAAAAACAAGAUUUCAGAAGAAAUUGACAAAUUUGAGUUUGAUUUCCCUUAUUUAUCGCAGAAUAGUCUUGAAAAUGGGAAAAAAACACUUUUUUCGCUGUUGGAAAGUGGGUUCCAGAAGAGCUGUACCCAGAAAAUAACCACCAUAAUAUCCUCGAUAAAUGUUUCGGUUGAUCAUUAUAUGGAGAUUGAGUCUGAAUUGAGUAAUUUUUCUGAAUACUUCGAUUCCGAACAUUUUACCAAGCACUCAACUUGUGAUGAGGAUAGGGUUAAGGAAUUGGCUUUAUUCAGUGACUCUUCUUCAGACCUGAGCAAAUUUAUAGACGAGAAAGUUGAUUCAAUUGUAGAUAAAAUAAGGACUCAAGUACUGCGUAAAGAGUUCAAAGGAGUAGAAUUAGACUCUUUAUCAUUAUACUCAAUACAAGGAUAUAAUAAGAAGUUCAUAAAUUGGAUGAAGGAAAUCGGGUUAUUGGAUUCGAUUCUGCUCCUGAGUAAAUUGAAUAGCACCGAAAAUAUGGAUAAAUUGUGUAAGGAAAUUGCAGAAUAUUAUCUUAAUCCCCUAUUAUCGACUGUUGUUAAGACAAUAAACACAAUGCUUGACCAACAAUCUCAAGAAUAUAAUGUAAUAGAUAAAGGAGGACUAUAUAUGGUACUAUUAAUGUUUGGAAUCGCAAAUUUGAGGAGUUAUAUAAACGAGAAGAACAAAUAUGUAGAGUGCAAAUUUACGAGAAUGUUCGAGGAAUCCGGGCUGAAUAUGGCAAUAAAUUAUUAUUUACAAUUUAAAGAAUCGAAUACACUACCAGAUCUCAUAAAAGCAGACGCUUCAAUCCUGUGUAUGAUCUGUGAAGAGAAAAAAAACAAAGGAAUUUUUAUGGAAAAGACUAGUUAUAAUGAUAUUAAAUUGUUGGUUGGAAGUGUGUAUGAAUUUGAAGAAGAGUAUUCACAGUUCAGAUGUUUACUGUUGUAA